This is a messenger RNA of Cyclopterus lumpus (lumpfish), 904 nucleotides long. RefSeq lists its product as uncharacterized. The coding region runs from base 144 to 686 and encodes 180 amino acids. The record is from RefSeq and is a predicted model, not a curated record. The transcript has 7 exons. Lineage: Eukaryota; Metazoa; Chordata; Actinopteri; Perciformes; Cyclopteridae. Gene Ontology annotation, molecular function: small molecule binding.
CCGUAUACUUCAUAACACUACUUUAGGGGCAACGGAAGUCAGACAGCAGCUGGCGAAACCACGGAUUGUCAGCAGAACUUCAACAACAGAUCUUCAUCCACUCUCUCCUCCAUCAUCGUUUCUGCUCCUGCUCCUCAGAAGCUAUGCCUUUUCUGCUGACACUGCUGGGAGCUCUGCUCUGCUCCCUGACGGUGUCUUCUGAGGUCGUACCCCAGGCAGACUUCAAUUUACAGGGGAUGGCAGGGAAGUGGUACCUGAUUGGAUUUGCCACUAAUGCCCAGUGGUUUGUCAACCGCAGAGCCAGCAUGAAGUUGGGCACCGCCAUGUUGACCCCAACUGCUGAUGGGGACCUGGACAUAUCCUACUCUAGUCUCAGCGCUGACGGCUCUUGUUGGAGACUGAACAACCUGGCUAAGAAGGCUGAUGUGCCUGGAAGGUUCACGUACACAAGCUGGGGGAAAGUGAACGACCUGUGCAUGGUGGAGGUGAAGUAUGACGAGUACGCCCUGAUUCACACCAUGAAGAGCAAGGGGAGCAAUCCCACCGUUGUCAACAAACUAUAUGGCCGUGCCAUGGACCUCAGUGCGGAUCUGCUGGAAAACUUCAGGCAGUUCUCCUUGGAGACCGGUGUCCUGCCUGAAAAUAUUGCUUUCCUUCCCAAAAAUGCGGAGUGCCCAGCUGCUUAGUGUUCUGCACCAGUUUGAUGAAUAUUUUUUACAUCAAUCAAGAUCAUCGCCAUGAAGUCAGCUCAGUUUAUCUUCUCUGCUCUCUCGGAUGUUGUAUGAAUAAAAGUUUCCAAGGCAACAAAACAUGAUGUAAAGCCUGGUUUCAAUAGGCAAUACUUUUCCUUUGAAGAAUCCCUUCGGACAUGUUUUGAGACAUUAAAAUGUUUUGAGACAUUAAA